GGAAGACUAUAAUAUUGAAAUGAGUAUAACAACAACAAAUCAUAUAAAAAAAAUUAUAUAUACGUAGAAGCUAGCAAUCAAAUAUUAUAAAGAUUGUAGACACCAAGUCAUAUGGGAUGAUUAUUGACUAUUAAAUAGUAGAACAUUGAAAUCGUCGGAUAAGCUUUUUGACUAAAUAGUUGGAUAAUCUAUAAGUAUAAAUACGUAACUGGAUAGAUUUUUCACAUACUGGUUAUAAAACGCUAAUACUGAUUUAGUAUGAUGUUUCAUUAAUUUAUGCCAUAUUUUUCUUUAAAAAUCACGUAAGCGUGAAAAUGGUAUAUAUCAAUAACAUUCAUCACAUGCACCAUAGAGAAUUAGACGAAUUUGAAGUUGCGUAAGUACUCAAUAAUUUAUGUGCACACACGAUCUAGGUGACUAAAAAUAAAAGAUGCGUGCGUAUUGCAUGUCGCCUUCCCAAAAUUAAUGUUCUCCAUAAUAAGACGCGUAGCUUCAUCAUACAUAUUUUCUGUUCCGUUAACUAACUUAGCUUAUUAAACAGGGAAACAAAAUUAGCUUACUAAUUUAUGAACCCCUCCCUAGCUAAGAGUUUAUAGAUUCCCUGAAGCAACUUGAUGGUAUUACACCUUGUGCAUGGUCUUGUCACUUUUCUAUAGGUUCCAGUAUUCACAUAAUAGGACUCUUGUAAUAGAACGUCUAUUUAUAUUAAUUUAAUUUUUUCACCCUUUUAAUAAUUAGGAGUAUGUGUAUAUAAUUUUCGAAUAUUAAUAAUUUUAUAAUCACGUGAACCAACAUCUAAUUACGAGGAAAGGGGAAAAAAUCGUCAUUAACAAUUCAUACUUGACCGGUGUAAAUUAAUUAUGACGAAAACUUGCUGGUAUUGCGUGCAUGGUUUUUAUGGUUUUUGUAAUUUGCGAAAAAUUAAUUAUGUCGAAAAUCGUCAUUAGCUUAUUGGUUCUGUAGUAACCGAUAUCAAGAAAUAAUUUUGGUAAAGCGCGUUAACGCCUGUACGUUUCGCGAUUCAAUGUAUUCCCCGUUUAACUAGUAUUUACCGUAUGUUUAAAUUUUCAUAGAUACUGAAAACGGUUUUGAGCGAACCUCUCUUAAAUUUCUAGAAGAAGGAUUCAAUUCUACCUCACGUUUUCACAUGAUGUAUCACUUCCCAAUGAUGUCAAUGCUACCAAGUUAAGAUGUAGACGGAAUAUCAACUGAAUUUGCUUCUAUAUUUUUUUGCCAUGGGAUCAAACUCUAGAUUAAGCAUUUUGUUUCCAUAUUUGUUUUUAAUACAAAUGUAUAAUUAUGUAAUAUAGCGAGGGAGGAAUAAACAGUUUUAUUUAUUUUUCAUUUACGUGCACUAUAUAUGGAGACAAAAGAAAAGAUAAACGAAAUCAUUAAACUCGUCGACGAGGUUGAAGAAACAAAGAGAGAGAUAGCAAAAUGGAAUGGAGGAAAUGGUACUUAGACGUGAUUCUUGUGCCAUUAGCUCUUGUGAUGAUGCUUUGUUACCACAUCUACUUGUCCUUCAUGGUUCGAACCCAUCCCUUCUCCACCGUCCUCGGCAUUAACUCUCGCGGCCGCCGGAUCUGGAUUUCCUCUAUGAUCAAGGAGAAUCAGAAGAUGAACAUAUUGACGGUGCAAACACUCCGUAACGUAGUAAUGGGAGCUACACUGAUGGCUACGACCUGCAUCCUCCUCUGCGCCGGUUUAGCCGCAGUCAUAAGCAGCACUUACAGUAUCAAGAAGCCUCUAAACGACGCCGUUUUCGGUGCUCAUGGAGAUAUCGCCAUAGCCAUCAAAUACCUGACGAUUCUCACAAUCUUCAUCUUUUCUUUCUUCUCUCAUUCUCUCUCCAUCCGCUUCCUCAACCAAGUCGCCAUGCUCGUUAACGUCCCUAACUUAUACACUAAUCCCUCUGGUGACUUGUUCCUCACGUCUGAGUAUGUCUGCGAGUUGUUCGAUAAGGGUUUCUUCCUCAGCACGGUAGGCAACAGGUUGUUCUACGCAGGGUUUUCUCUGAUGUUAUGGAUCUUUGGUCCCAUCCUCGUGUUCUUGAGCGUUUUGAUGAUGGUGCUUGUUCUUUAUCACGUGGAUUUUGUGUCACUCGGCAACAAUAAAGAGAAACAACGUAUAGUGGAUUGUCCUCGCGCCUCUGAUCAUCCAAAUGGUGGUGGUGAUGCAUAAUACAUUUCCAAAUGUAAAUGCAUGGAGAAUUUAAGCAUGCAUCACUACUUAUUUUGUUAUUCAUAAUUAUGCAUGUGUUAACAAGAACUGAGUUCGAGUUUUAUUAUUUACUAUAGUGAAUAAGUAUUGUAGAUCGUAAAUUUAAGAAAACUAAAAGUCCACUUGAUUGGAAUGUUCUAGUUAAUUACUUUAAAAAAGUAAUUUAGAAUA
Molecule: messenger RNA, 2391 nt
Organism: Brassica rapa (field mustard)
Lineage: Eukaryota; Viridiplantae; Streptophyta; Magnoliopsida; Brassicales; Brassicaceae
Source: RefSeq, a predicted model, not a curated record